This is a messenger RNA of Megalops cyprinoides (Indo-Pacific tarpon), 1913 nucleotides long. Its product is annotated as glycine-rich cell wall structural protein 1.8-like. The record is from RefSeq and is a predicted model, not a curated record. The transcript has 2 exons. Bases 184 to 1884 code for a protein of 566 amino acids. Lineage: Eukaryota; Metazoa; Chordata; Actinopteri; Elopiformes; Megalopidae. Gene Ontology annotation, biological process: protein homooligomerization. Gene Ontology annotation, cellular component: membrane.
CGUAAGAGCAGCUUUGCCGGGAAUGAUGGAAACUAAAGCCACUCCCUGUGUCGCUCGCUCUUUUAACUCACAACGCUGGAUGUCGUAAUCACAAGCAAAGAGGACGCGAGAGGGAGACGUUUUAUUCAAAACUGAACUGGAAGGGCGGUGAUACACACAUAUAGUCCCGAGCUGAGGGCAGCCAUGAUGAAGCUGUGCAUCCCAGUCUUGCUCUCUUUGGUCCUCAUGCUGCUGGCAGGGCAGCCUGGAUGGGCCAAGCGUGGCAGCAGCUCUGGCAGGAAGACUUCCUCCAGCAGCAGCAGCAAGGGGUCAGGAUCUUCACAUAAGCCUUCGCAAGGUACAUACUCGCAUGGUAGCAGCUACCCCAGGCAGCCGCAGAACCCUGCAGGGAGCUAUCCGAAACAGCCCAGCGCCGGAGGAAGUUACCCUGCUGGAGGGGGGUACCCUGCUGGAGGAAGUUACCCUGCUGGAGGGGGGUACCCUGCUGGAGGAAGUUACCCAGCUGGAGGUGGGUAUCCUGCUGGAGGAAGUUACCCAGCUGGAGGGGGGUACCCUGCUGGAGGAAGUUACCCUGGUAGGGGUGGAUACCCAGCCGGAGGAAGUUACCCAGCUGGAGGAAGUUAUCCAGCUGGAGGGGGGUACCCUGCUGGAGGAAGUUACCCAGCUGGAGGAAGUUACCCAGCUGGAGGAAGUUAUCCAGCUGGAGGUGGGUACCCUGCUGGAGGAAGUUACCCUGGAAGAGGUGGAUACCCUGCUGGAGGAAGUUACCCAGCUGGAGGAAGUUACCCAGCUGGAGGAAGUUACCCAGCUGGAGGUGGGUAUCCUGCUGGAGGAAGUUACCCAGCUGGAGGAAGUUACCCUGGUAGAGGUGGGUACCCUGCUGGAGGAAGUUACCCUGCUGGAGGUAGCUAUCCAGGAAGAGGGGGUGCAUACCCAGCAGCCGGUGGCUAUCCAGCUGCAGGUGGGUACCCAGUGAGAGGUGGAACAAUGAACUCAUACCCACAUGGCGGGUACCCCAACUGGAACCCCAACAAUAAAAUCAUGAGUCCUGCCUAUGGGGGAGGCUAUGGCUUUGGUGGAGCAGGGUAUGGGAGGGGGAGCUCCCCUUUCUCACGAUCAGUGAACAGCAUGGGCUACAAGCCGAAUGUGAAAUCCAAGGGCUUUGGGAAGAAGGCAGCACUGGCAGUGGGUGCAGGGGCAGUGGCUGGCAUGGCAUUGGGAUAUGGAUUGGGCCGCUUCCCGCGCCCCCACUUUACCUUCAACAACCCACAAGAAGAGUACUACUACAACCACUACAUGAAUCGUCGUUAUGGCUCGCGAUCCACGGAUGACAACGACUAUGGCCGCGACUACCGCUACAAGAAGCCAGCUGAGUCGUACGAGAGCUUCAUGGACAAGUGCAUGAAGAGGACUGACCUGCUUCAGGGCCAGGACGGCAGCAACCUGAACAUACAGAGAGACGAGCCAAGCCUUGGCGGCGGCGAAAGCAAUCCUGUGACCCCCUUGCUGGGAAACAGCAGUGCCGACAGCAACAGCACGUCCUCAGAGGUCGAACAGGGGAAGACCCUCGCCAACACAGAGACGCCUCUGACGCCUGCCCAGAGGGAUUCCGGUUCCGAGCCGUCUCCCCCCACUUUGGGGGUGAAGGAGGAGGAGGAUGACGACACUGUGAGCAUCGCUGAGAUUGGCUACCCAGAGCUGAUUGAGCAGAUGAAAGCACGCCGCUGCGUGGAGCGCUAUGUGGUCUACUCAGAGCCUUACCUGGAAAAGCGUACGGGCGGGGCGAGAGGGAAAGGAGUGCAGCAGCACCCCCCGCGCCAGGGAGUGGUACUGCUGCUCACCACGGCCCUCAUGCUCCUGAGCAGCACUGUGCUGCUGCAGUGAGGCACACACGCAAGCACGCGCACACACAC